CUAGAACAUUCGUAGACUACGAUGGUGUUAGCUGAUUUGGGCUCUCGUUUGAGAGGAGCUCUUUCCUCGGUUGAGUCUGCAUCCGACGAGGAGAUCAACCAGAUGAUCAAAGAUGUUUGUACUGCACUUCUUGAAUCGGAUGUGAAUAUCAAGUUGGUUGUCAAAUUGAGAGACAACAUUAAGCAGAAGGUCAAGACUGACGUAACUUCGGAAGAAUCUGCCAUCAACAAGCGUAAGAAGUUGCAGAAGAUCAUCUACGAUGAGUUAGUUGGUCUUGUAGAUUCUCACGAAGAACCUCCCAAGCCCAAGAAGCUUCUGACUUCCACCAAAGUCAUCAAUGGUAAGAAGAAGAAGGUGGCAAAGACGAACUCCCAUAUCAUCAUGUUUGUUGGUUUACAGGGUGCAGGUAAGACUACCUCGUGUACGAAGUUGGCUGUCUACUACAAGAAAAGAGGCUUCAAGGUAGGUUUGGUGUGUGCUGAUACUUUCAGAGCUGGUGCCUUUGACCAAUUGAAGCAGAAUGCUAUCAAGGCUUCUAUCCCCUACUAUGGUUCAUAUUUGGAACAGGAUCCUGUUAAGAUUGCAUACGAAGGUGUAACGAAGUUCAGAUCUGAAAAAUUUGAUAUCAUCAUUGUAGACACUUCAGGUAGACAUAGACAGGAACACCAGUUGUUCCAAGAAAUGGUACAGAUAGGUGAGAUGAUUCAGCCAACACAGACCAUCAUGGUUAUGGAUGGUUCUAUCGGUCAAGCAGCCGAAUCCCAGGCCAAAGCAUUCAAGGAAAGUUCCAACUUUGGUUCUAUCAUAUUGACCAAGAUGGACGGUCACGCCAAGGGUGGUGGUGCUAUCUCAGCUGUUGCUGCUACCAAGACACCUAUUGUCUUCAUUGGUACAGGUGAGCAUAUCGGAGACUUGGAAAUCUUCAAGCCUACGACCUUCAUCUCCAAGUUGUUGGGCAUUGGCGAUAUUCAAUCCUUGAUUGAACAUGUGCAGGGUCUUAACUUACAGAAUGAUGAAAAUCACAAGCAAACGAUGGAAAACAUCAAGGAAGGUAAGUUUACACUUAAGGACUUCCAAAAUCAAAUGAAUAAUUUUUUGAAAAUGGGUCCUUUGACAAAUAUUGCGUCCAUGAUUCCAGGAUUGUCCAACAUCAUGUCGCAAGUCGGAGAAGAAGAGACAUCGAAGAAGAUCAAGAAUAUGGUCUACAUUAUGGACUCUAUGACUACUGAAGAAUUGGAAAGUGAUGGACGUAUAUUUGUUGAUCAGCCUUCGAGAAUCUUGCGAGUAGCUAAGGGUUCUGGAUGCGCAGCUGUAGAGAUAGAAAUGGUGUUGCAACAACAUCGUCUUAUGUCUACUAUGGCCAAGAGCGCCGCUGCUGCUGGUGCUGGUGGCAGUGGCCAACCUGGUGCCAACCCUAUGGCAGGUAACCCACAGAUGGCUAGAAUGAUGCAGCAGGCACAAAGUAAUCCAAAUUUUAUGCAGCAAGCCAUGAGCAUGUUGGGUGGAGGUGGAGCAGGUGGAGCAGGUGGAGCAGGUGGAAUGCCCAACAUGGCCAACAUGAUGAAUAAUCCGCAAAUGAUGCAGCAAGCACAGCAAAUGAUGAGACAAAACCCACAAUUGAUGCAACAAGCUCAACAGAUGAUGCAAAACCCUGGCAUGAUGCAGAAGUUGAUGAGUCAGUUCGGUGGUGGCUUUGGAGGUAUGUAAGCUAACGGAACAUAGUGUACUUUUGAUUACUUGUAUUUAUACAUAAGACAUGAUUCCAACACCUAGUCAGGUACUAAAACUAAUAAUAUACAGAAGAAG
Molecule: messenger RNA, 1806 nt
Organism: Scheffersomyces stipitis CBS 6054
Lineage: Eukaryota; Fungi; Ascomycota; Pichiomycetes; Serinales; Debaryomycetaceae
Gene: SRP54
Product: RNA-binding signal recognition particle subunit
Exons: 1
Coding region: 22-1707 (561 amino acids)
Biological process (GO): SRP-dependent cotranslational protein targeting to membrane; SRP-dependent cotranslational protein targeting to membrane, translocation
Cellular component (GO): cytosol; signal recognition particle, endoplasmic reticulum targeting
Molecular function (GO): GTPase activity; 7S RNA binding; GTP binding
Source: RefSeq, a predicted model, not a curated record